This is a messenger RNA of Endocarpon pusillum Z07020, 1449 nucleotides long. RefSeq lists its product as uncharacterized. The coding region runs from base 1 to 1449 and encodes 482 amino acids. The transcript is spliced from 4 exons. The record is from RefSeq and is a predicted model, not a curated record. Lineage: Eukaryota; Fungi; Ascomycota; Eurotiomycetes; Verrucariales; Verrucariaceae.
AUGGCUUCAGAAUACCAGCGGCCUGGUGCAAUUCCACCAAUACCAUCAACCCGAGCACGGCGCAUCCCUGACGAAGAAUGGAAUACACACCGUGACAAGCUUGUGAAGCUGUAUAUCGAAGAAGAAGCUUCGCAAAAAGACAUAAUCGACAUUAUGACAAAGGAACACAACUUCAUCAUCACAAAGCAUGAUGCUGUCACAAAGGAUACCAAAGUCCAGUACCAAGGAUAUGUCCUUGAUAACGACAGGCUUGAGCGUGCAUCUAAGAGACGAAAAGAUUAUAUCACCACGCCCCCAUAUUUUCUGCCUGAUCUUCCUCCUGACCUCGAACGUCCUGAUGGUCAAGCAUGGUCUCCGUUUCCUGAAGUGCUUAUGUCACAAUCUGACCUAGCAAUGAGUCCUGAGAAAGCAAAUGCAACUCCAACUCCAACUACUUUCGAGAGUAUGCUGCUGGAAGGCGGUUCUGUUGGUCAAGGGUCUACUACCGAUCCUACUGAAAAGGGCGAGAUGCUUGGAGCUAAUGAAGAAUCAGCCACAAUCUUUCAACAUUCACGCUUUCCACCAUCGCUAGAAGUUCCUGCUAGUCCUCUAAAACAGCCAGCGCUUUGCUCUGCGCCGCGGAAUCGCUUACUUUCAUCAGGUGGCCAUGCCUUAGCUAUGUCCACAACGAGCAAUGAGAACCUUUUCUAUGUCGCCAAUGACGGUCAGUCUACCUUGGAGGCUCCACUUGGAAUCAGUGCUGGCCUUGCGCGGGUUUCCCUCCACGGAACAGAUCCUGAAAGUAUCAUUCCACCGUUGCAGCUUAUAAGGUCGCAGCUUUCCAUGUGUCUGGAUGUCGCAUACCGGGAGUCCCAUCCCUGGGGCUCUAGAUCCUCACGGAAUCAACUGGUCCGGGAAAUCACUAGCGACUGGUUACUAUCCGAGAUCGAUGAUAUCCUUUGCUGGAGCUAUGAUAUCUCCGCAAGCAUUAUCAGACAGCGAAGGGCCGGAGAAGGAAAUAGAUGCAGCGGGAAUCAACAAAAUUUGUCGAAGAAGUAUCGUGACGGUGGCAGGAUCCCUGAUUUCGAGGAUGGGGAUAUAUGGAUUGACAGAUCUGCCUCCCAGCCACGUGGGAGACUCAUUGGCAGCUUUAAAGCAGGAUGUCGCACAAGGGGUACAUUGCAAAUUCAGCUUCGAAAGGUGUCAAAGGACGUUAUACAAAAUCAUGAUCAUCAAUCGCAGAAAACUCGCGCAAGAUACAAACUGCUCACCUUACUGGAAGCUGGCUGCAACCCAAACGUGCUCGACAACGACCUUGCCUCUCCUAGUGACUACGCCAGAAGAGAGAGUCUCUUGCCUCAAUGGGAGUGGGCUCUUGUACACAGCGGGUACAUGUACGACGAGGAUAAACAGGAAUGGAUCCGAAACGUUUCUUUCAGUGACAUAGUGGACAUGACAGCUGGCGAGUGA